AUGGACAAAUGUUUUUUAAGCCCAACAGAGGCUAGCUCACAACCGCCAAGAGAUGCAACACCUCCAAGUCACCAGGCCCAGCUAGCCGCCCUCCAGGAAGUCGUCAAUAAUCAAGCACAACAGAUACACGAAUUGACGCAGCGGUGCCUCGCAUUAUCCGGCACGUUAGACAGUCUCCCACGCCCUGUCCUGCCAGAAUACCAGCCAAGACGGAAGCCAAUGGGGUCCCCCUUCAACGGAAACAAGUCAAAGUUCGUUGCGUGGCGAAGCCUUAUGUCGCACAAGCUAGUAGCUGACGCGGCGUUCAUCGGCGAUGCUCACAACCAGUGGGAUUUUAUAUUCCAGAAUCUCUCCACAAAGGUUCAAGGCCAAGUAGCUCCCUACUUUAAGUCAGGAGCAUCUGUGGACUACAACCCAACUGAGUUUCUCAACUACCUGUCUAGUAUAUAUGCGGACCCUUACCAGGAAGACAUAGCCCUCACCGAAUUGGAUUACAUCGAACAACGCGCAAACGAGCCGUUUGCAGACUUCUUCGUUCGGUUUGAGAACAAAAUGGCACUUGCAGGAGCCAUGUACUGGCCCGACGCAGUUCAGCUAGCAAAGCUCCGCCGGGCUUUAAACAAACAGAUGCGUGAUUUGAUUAUCGGUCGGGAUGUCUCUCGUACAGCAUACUAUCCGGCGAUUGAGAGGUUGCGAAGUAUAGCCGUGGACAUUGAGUUGCUCCGCUUAGAAAAGAAGUAUCGCAACAGACGCGGCCGAGGCUAG
Messenger RNA from Metarhizium album ARSEF 1941, 765 nucleotides. RefSeq lists its product as uncharacterized. The record is from RefSeq and is a predicted model, not a curated record. Lineage: Eukaryota; Fungi; Ascomycota; Sordariomycetes; Hypocreales; Clavicipitaceae. The coding region runs from base 1 to 765 and encodes 254 amino acids. The transcript has a single exon.